Molecule: messenger RNA, 8047 nt
Organism: Hypomesus transpacificus
Lineage: Eukaryota; Metazoa; Chordata; Actinopteri; Osmeriformes; Osmeridae
Product: citron rho-interacting kinase
Exons: 41
Coding region: 135-5105 (1656 amino acids)
Biological process (GO): peptidyl-threonine phosphorylation; actomyosin structure organization
Cellular component (GO): cytoskeleton; cytoplasm
Molecular function (GO): protein serine/threonine kinase activity
Source: RefSeq, a predicted model, not a curated record
GUCAACACUGGCGAGGUCUGAAUUAGUGACUGCAGCCCCCCAGCUCCCUAGAUAAGACCUCCUCCUCGCAGAGGGGAGAGAACUCCAUUACGAUAGAAACACACUAAACAAGGGGAGGGAGAGACACAGCACACAUGUCACAGAUGGAGCAGGAGAUCUCCCUGGUCCAGAGUAAGAUGUCUGAUCUGGAGUCGGUGUUGCAGCAGAAGGAUGUGGAGCUGAAAGCCUCGGAAACUCAAAGGAGCCUUCUGGAACAGGACCUGGCUACAUACAUCACAGAGUGCAGCAGUCUGAAGCGCAGUCUGGAGCAGGCCCGCACGGAGGUGUCCCAGGAAGAUGACAAGGCGCUGCAGCUUCUUCACGACAUCAGGGAGCAGAGCAACAAGCUGCAGGAGAUCAAAGAGCAGGAGUGCCACGCUCAGAUGGAGGAGAUGCGCGUUGCCAUCAGGCAACUGGAGGAGGACCUCUCGGCCGCCCGUCGUCGUAGCGACCUCUACGAGUCCGAGCUGAAGGAGUCCCGGCAGGCCAGCGAGGAGCUGAAGAGGAAGGCCGCCGAGUACAACCAGAGGAUGCAGAAGGCCAAGGAGCAAGGAAAAGCAGAGGCGGAGGAGGUGUUAGCAAAGCUGGAAAAGACCAAUUCUGAACAGCAAGCCAAAAUUCAGGAUCUCCAAGAUAAGCUUGCCAAGGCAUCAAAGGCCAGCUCUGAGGCCUCAGAUCUCAUGCACAGCAUCCGCGUGGCCAAGGAACGCAUGGAGCGUGAGCUCGAGAGGCUGCAGAACAAGGAGGACUCCAGCGACAGUCUGCGCAGACGCCUCCGUGAGACCGAGGAUGGCAGGAAGACUCUGGAGAACCAGGUGAAGCGUCUGGAGAUUGUGGAGCGUCGAGAGAUGAAACUGAAGGAGGACAUCCAGAGCAAGGCCCAGCAGAUUCAGCAGAUGGCUGAGAAGAUCAUGGAGCUUGAGGAGAGCGUACGUGAGACACAGUCCACAGCCCAGCGCGUGGAGUCUCACCUGGAGCAGAAGGAGAAGCUCUACGAGGAUAAGAUCAAGGUCUUGGAGACCCAGAUGAAGGCAGACAUGGCCGACAAGGAGAUGCUGGAGUCCAGUCAGAGCAAGUAUGAGGAGGAGGUUCGUGAGAAGUGCAGCAUCAUCAGUGACCAGAAGGCGACGAUCAAUGCCAUGGACUCCAAGAUGAACAGCCUGGAGCAGAGAAUUGCAGAGCUUUCCGAGGCCAACAAACUGGCAGCCAACAGCAGCAUCUACACCCAGAAGAACAUGAAGGCCCAGGAGGAGAUGAUCUCGGAGCUGAGGCAGCAGAAGUUCUACCUGGAGUCGCAGGCAGGGAAGCUUGAGGCCCAGAACGCCAAGCUGGAGGAGCAUCUGGAGAAGAUGAGCCAGCAGGAGCAGAGCAACAAGAGCCGUGUGACGGAGCUGGAGAGCAAGCUGAGAGAGACGGGCCUGGAGCACGAGGAGCAGAAGCUGGUGAUCAAGCGUCAGGUGACGGAGGUGACCCUGUCGCUGCAGGAGCGCGAGUCCCAGAUUAGCGGGCUGCAGACGGCGCGCCACGCCCUGGAGAGCCAGCUGCAGCAGGCCAAGACGGAGCUGGAGGACACCACGGCAGAGGCCGAGGAGGAGAUCACCGUCCUCAGGGCUCACCGGGACGACAUCCAGCGCAAGUUUGACGCCCUGAGAGACAGCUGUGCGGUGAUCACAGACUUGGAGGAGCAGCUCACCCAGCUGACCCAGGAGAACUCGGAGCUGAACCGGCAGAACUUCUACCUGUCCAAGCAGCUGGACGAGGCCACGGACGACACGGAGGACAGGAUGCAGCUGGGCCAGGACGUGGACCGCCUCCGCAGGGAGGUGGCAGACCGUGAGAUGCACCUCAACAACCAGAAGCAGAACAUAGAGACCCUGAAGACCACGUGCACCAUGCUGGAGGAGCAGGUGGUGGAGCUGGAGACUCUGAACGACGAGCUGCUGGAGAAGGAGAGGCAGUGGGAGGCGUGGAGGGGCGCGCUGGAGGACGAGAAGAACCAGGCGGAGAGGAGGACCAGGGACGUCCAGAGGCUGCUGGACAACGAGAAGCAGAACAGGCUGCGUGCGGACCAGCGCAGCUCCGAGGCCCGCCAGGCCGUGGAGCUGGCGGUGAAGGAGCACAAGGCCGAGAUCCUGGUCCUGCAGCAAACGCUCAAGGACCAGAAGCUCAAAGCGGAGAGCCUCUCGGACACACUCAUUGAUCUGGAGAAGAAGCACGCCCUGCUGGAGAUGAACGCCCGUAGCCUGCAGCAGAAGCUGGAGGGCGAGAGAGAUCUAAAGCAGAGGCUGCUGGAAGAUCAAAGCAAACUGCAGCAGCAGAUGGACGUCCAGAAGACCCACAUCUUCAGGCUGACUCAGGGGCUGCAGGACGCGCUGGACCAGACAGACCUGUUGAAGACCGAGAGGACAGACCUGGAGUACCAGCUGGAGAACAUCCAGGCUGUGUAUUCCCACGAGAAGGUGAAGAUGGAGGGCACCAUCACACAGCAGACCAAACUCAUAGACUUCCUCCAGUCCAGGGUGGACCAGGGAGGCUCAAAGAAGAAGAAGGGUCUGUUUGGGAGGCGUAGAGAGGACCUGCUGGUUGCCAUGGCGGCCCAGAGUGGCUCUCAGAGCUCCCAGGGGUCCCAGGGGUCCCCGGUCCCCAUGGCCCCCCCGGUGCCCCUGCAGUACAGCGACAUGAAGGUGGCCCUGGAGAAGGAGCGCUCCCGCUCUUCCGAGCUGGAGGACGCCCUGCAGAAGAUGCGCCUGGAGCUCCGCUCGAUGCGAGAGGAGGCCGUGCAGUAUAAAGGUCUGGAGCAUGGCGCCCCGCCCACACCUGCUUCGGCUCGGCAGCAGAUGAUGAUGUCAGCCCUGGUGAAGUCUCCAGAGCACAAGCAGGGCCCCAGCCAGCUCGCCUCCUCCUCCAGCUCCGGCCGCAGAAAGGAGACCGCCACCCCCGAGGAGAGAAGGAGGGUCACUUUUGAAAAGUAUGGCCGUCGCAUGAAGGACAGCCAGAGAGACAGGGAGAGGGAGAGAGACAGGGCGCACCACAACGCCCCUCACCGCUUCACCGUGGGGCUGAACAUGAGAGCUGCCAAAUGCACCGUGUGCCUGGACACCGUGCACUUCGGCCGCCAGGCCGCCACCUGCAUCGAAUGUCACGCUCUGUGCCACCCGAAGUGCUCCCCCUGCCUCCUCGCCACCUGCGGUCUGCCCAGCGACUGCGCUCUUCAGCUGGGGGAGGGCUCGAGCCGGGACAAGGGCAGCUCCCCCGGGCUGCAGCUGAAGGAGGCCAGCGGACACGUGCGUCUGGAGGGCUGGAUGAAGCAGCCCAGGAACGGCAAGAGAGGCCAGGGUUGGGAGAGGAAAUAUGUGGUUCUGGACGGGACCAAAGUAUCCAUCUACGAGAUAGAGCCCAGAGAAGACUCUGCCACGCCGCUGGAGGAGUUUGAGCUGUGCCUGUCCGAAGGAGAGGUGAUGGUCCACGGGGCUGUGGGGGCGUGUGAGCUGCCCAACACUGCCAAAUCAGAUGUACCAUACGUGCUGAAGCUGGAAUCUCAAUCGCACACCCCCUGCUGGUCCGGCCAGACCCUGUACCUGAUGGCUCCCAGCUUCCCAGACAAGCAGCGCUGGGUGGCCGUGAUGGAGUCGGUGGUGGCGGGGGGGCGGGCGGCCAGGGAGAAGGCGGAGGCGGACGCAGCUGAUGUGUCCAAAAGACAAAUGGUUCUGUCUUCACUGGUCCAGAAGCUGCUGGGGAACUCUCUGUUGAAGCUGGAGGGCGACGACAGGCUGGAUAUCAACAGCACCCUCCCUCUCACUGAUCAGAUCGUGCUGGUGGGGUCUGAGGAGGGUCUGUACGCGCUGAACGUCAUCAAGAACUCCCUGACCCACAUCCCCGGGCUGGGCUCCGUGUUUCAGAUCCACAUCGUCAAGGAGCACGAGAAGCUGCUCAUGAUCGUUGGGGACGAGAGGGCGUUGUGUCUGGUGGAGAUCAAGAGGGUGAAGCAGUCUUUGGCCCAGUCCCACCUGCCGGCCCAGUCUGAGCUGGCCCCCUACAUCUUUGAGACGGUGAAAGGCUGCCACCUGUUUGCUGCCGGCAGGAUAGACAACGGCCCCUGUAUCUGCGCUGCCAUGCCCAACAAGAUAACCAUUCUACGCUACAACGACAAUCUCAACAAGUUCUGCAUCCGCAAGGAGAUUGAGACACUGGAGCCUUGCAGCUGCAUCCACCUGACCAGCUACAGCAUCAUCAUCGGCACCAACAAGUUCUUUGAGAUUGAGAUGAAACAGUACACGCUGGAAGAGUUCCUGGAUAAGAACGAUGUGUCGCUAGCCUCGGCCGUGUUCGCCGCAUCCUCCCACAGUUUCCCCAUCUCCAUGGUCCAGGUCACCAGCACCCAGCAGAAGGAGGAGUACCUGCUCUGUUUCCACGAGUUUGGCGUGUUCGUGGACUCGUACGGGCGGAGGAGCCGUACGGACGACAUCAGAUGGAGCCGUCUUCCCCUGGCCUUCGCCUAUAGGGAGCCCUUCCUGUUUGUGACGUACUUCAACUCCUUAGACGUCAUGGAGGUUCAGGGGCACGCAUCACUUGGGCCUCCAGUGCUGGCCCACCUCGACAUCCCCAGCCCCCGGUACCUGGGCCCAGCCAUCUCCUCAGGGGCCAUCUACCUGGCCUCGUCUUACCAGAACAAGCUGAGGGUGAUCUGCUGCAAGGGCAGCCUGGUCCGCGAGUCCGGGGAGCUACAGAGGACUGGCUCCAGUCGAGGCAGUCCCAGUAAGCGCGGGCCGCCCACUUACACCGAGCACAUCUCCAAGCGGCUGGCCUCGGGACCCGGCAGCCACGAGGGUCUCCACCGCGAGCCCAGCACACCGCACCGCUACCGGGAGGGACGCACCGAGUUCCGGAGGGACAAGUCGCCCGCGCGCCCCUUGGACAGGGAGAAGUCUCCCGGCAGGGUGCUGGACAGCCGCAGGGAGAGGUCACCUGGGAGGUUCGAGGACCCGUCUCGUACCCGCCUCCACGCGGGGUCCGUCCGCACACAGCUCACCCCCGUCAGCAAGGUUUGGGACCAGUCAUCAGUGUGAAAACCUGCCACGGCCCUUAAGAGGCUGAGGAGAGGGAGGGACCCUCACUGGGGGGUGUCCCAUGAUGCUCCUGGCUUUGCCACCUAGGCUGACCGGCCAAUCAAAAGCAAGUCUGCGUCACCGCCUGUACAUAGUGCAAUCUCAACUCAUCCAUCACACAGGACAGACAGUACAGUUGCACUUGGGGAAGUUUCCAAGACAAUCUUCGUUUUUCCAAUGUGUGUUUAUGGGAAAAUCCUAAGGAAGGUAUGGUCUAACAGAGCAUUAAUAGCAGGGACUAACUAUAUGGAUCUAUGGAUCGUGGGUAAAAUCUUUAUAGUAUAAUCAAAGUUGUAAAUAUAUUGUUGUUCCAGUUUUUAUAGUUAAAGGGAAAGGUCGGCAGGGAAAGCCAAGUCUAUUUUUUUUAAGAAAGUGUUUCUAAAUGAUGUUGCAGGGAGUCUAAUGAUGUUACAGGGAGAGAUUCUACAAUCAACAUUUCACUAGUUCAGAUAUUAUAGCUUUUCUAUGGCUGGAGAAUCAUGCCAACAUUAAUUCACCCAUGCACAAACAGGAACUGAAAGGGGUUCCAGUGCACAUGGCCAUGUCACUUUGCACUUCAGAUUUGAUGUGAACAGGAUUCCAAACUCCAUAAUUUCGACAUGACCAGUCUUCUUUUUGGAUCAACUUUCUAUGGUCCGCUCGACUAAAUGGACUUUAAUAUCCAACUGCAUAAGAUUGCUUAAUAACAAUACAUGUCUGAACGUACUUUGUAAGACAAUAAUAAUGAUACCAAUGUUUUGCUACAAGUGUUUCUUUGGUGUUUCAGUAUACCUAAGAUGACAAAGCUUUGCCUCUGAUGGGAAGGCCAGUCGGCCUAAACCCGAUGCUAGCUUGCUCUGGUCUGCUGCUGCGCACGGUCCUGUUCUUACUUCUGUGCAGUGAAACUAUGAAGUCCAGUACUUGUCAGGGUAUGUCACUAUCUAUUAUCGCUUCCUUUAUAAUCGGUGAGAAAAUCUCUAUUCGGGGGAAAAAAAACAUCAAAGAGCAAGAGCAUGAGUAACGUUGUGAAGCCACUUGUCGCUUUUUGCGGGGCAAACUGAUUGUGUUUAUCUGUCAUGUAUUCACUUGAAUUUGCGUUCAAUGAGUAUACAUCGAUGUGAGACGAGAACUCAGAACAUUUUCUUGAUUUAAAAAAAUGUAGACAAACAUUAAACAUGAUUGAGCUUCUCUGGGUCAAGAUGUUUUUUUUUUUCAUCAUAGUAAAAAAAACUAUAUAGUGUACAGUUUGUGGGUUUUAGUUCAACACAUCAUUUGCAAAAAUAUGUUCCUUCUGGCAAAUGACAAGCGCAAGUUGUUUUUAAAAUGUUCCUUUUAAUUCUACAACAAUGUAAUGCUCUGCAAGUAAAUUCAACAAAAAAAUAAACUAAACAAGGAGCACUUGUUGAUACAAGAAAACGCAAUAUACAGCUAAAAAGUCCUCUUCAACAGGUGCAAAAUUAGAAGGUUAAAAGUGCUCGUCAAACAAAUCAAGGAGAAUAAGAAGAGUAAUCCCUUUGUGAGACCUGUUUAAGAACUGCUUAGCACCAGUCCACACACACACCCCCACAUACACACACCCAGACACCAAUAUUCAUAAAACACAAACGCACAUGCUCAAACACGCACACAAUUACUGGGCCAAUGCAGUGAAGCCUCCUACAGGACAGUAUGAGAAGAAUAACAUCAGCAAGGAGAAUUUUAACAAAAAGUAACUGUUCCCCCCAAAAAAGCUAAUUAUUCCAAAACCCAAAAUGUAAAGGGAUUCUCCAGUCAACAAUGGCGACUCUUUCCCAUCCCCUCCCUGUUUGACCUCCAAACCAUCACACCCACCAUCACAUUCAUGCUCCCCCCCACAGCCACAACACAUCCAAACCAAAACCACGCCAAUCCCCUCACAGGACUGGGAGUCCACAGUUCAUAUGAGUGACAGAAUUCAAAUACAGAAAAGAAUGUUGGACUUUCAUAUUCAGCUUUAUUUCGAUGUACUUGUGUGGCAGUGUCUACUUUGAUAGAUGUAAUGUACUGUGUAAAUUGUAAAAAUGAUCAUGAUUAAUCACUUUCCUUUAAAAUUCACAUUCAUGGAUUGUUGGAUCGACAAGACUGGCGUCACUCUUCAGUGAUGGUGGAGCAGUCCUGGGCCUGACCUCUCACCCUCGACUGUGAUGUCACAGCAGGCCAGCUACCACCCUAUACUCCUAAAGGGACUCGGGCCCAGAUCUUGUUUGGUGUUUCAGAAGCAGAGGUUCACCCACUUCCAACUGUCAAACAUACAAGCUAAAUGCUAUAUGGUCAGGCUAAAGACAGGGAUUACCGUUCCCGCGUAGCUGUCUGUGUCGUAGCUAAAUACAGUGGCUCUAAAUUAUAGACGCGUGAAUCUGAGUCUAAGUGAAUCCUUUGAGUUUAGUGUAGGCCUACUGCUAGGAUAACAAAAAAUAUUGAUUAGUAAUCAAAGAUUGGCAGUCUUGAUCAAUCUUGAACGUAGUCUAGGCUUUUAUGUUGUACCUUUAACACUUCAGCUGACUGCUUGUAAAACACAAAUUCUGAAAAGUCCGAAGGCCAUUCUUGAUGAUGCAAAUCUGCAAUGCAAUAAUCGAUCAACCACUACAAGCGCGGUGAGCAUCUGUCUCUGUGCGUGUACGAAUAUGUUUGUAUGUGUCCAUGGUAGAGGUAGUGUGUGCGUGUUUGUCAAUGGAGUGUGUGUGAGAGAGGGUAAAGGAUGUCAGUUUGGGUUCAGCUUGCUUGUUUUGGACCACUGUUAUUUAAGUGCAUAGGCAUCUUAUUGACAAGGGCCUUGUCUUACUUGCCCUUCAGAGCAGUUACUAAUAAACACUGAUUAUCCUGUGGCAAGUGAAUUGUCCCAAUUUGAACAACAAUUCGACAUAUGUAAAUAAAUAACGAAAAAAAAAAACGGAUAGCAUUUAAAA